ACUAAGGAAGGCAAAAAAGUUUGCCAAAAUAAUCGGUACAUCAUUACUGGCCCAGCUUGGAAUCCACGGACAGUCCAUAUCUUUCUAGAAACUAGCUAUUUUGCAUUAGUUGGAUGGAACGAGGUAACGCCUUUUCCUUGCUAGAUCUUUGUGUCAGAUGCUCCUCGUCCGCUUUUUAGUUCCGGGUGUGUUAGAGCCGAAGGCAACCCGUUAGUCUGCAGUCAUCACUGUUUUGCAAUCACAUAACUUGUCAACAUAUCUCAAUUUCGCCGUGAUCUACUGGAGAAAUACGUUAUAAUUUAUGCAUUAUAGUUGAAACGAGGGCACCACAUGGGAGAAUGGCGGCAGCGUUACUGUCAGAAACGGAGAUCAGGCAUCGGUCUAUGGCAGAGGAGGAUCCGAACGGGAAUGAGCAUGGGGCGGCUGCUCGCAGCACGGCUCCUCGCUGGGGACCGCAACACGCCGGGGCCCGCCAGCUCGCCCAACUGUACUCACCGGGUAAGCGUCUGCAGGAGUGGUUCUGCGUGAUUCUGUGCCUCACUCUCUUCAUCAUGAACUUCUCCUUCCUCCUCAUCAACUUCUCCACGGUGCACAUCUUCAAGAUUAUCUUCGGCAUUGUGGCUGGGAUCGUCAUGGCAGACUUUGCCUCGGGGAUGGUGCACUGGGGAGCAGACACCUGGGGCUCGGUAGACAUCCCCAUCAUUGGGAAGGCGUUCAUCCGUCCCUUCCGGGAGCACCACAUUGACCCCACGGCCAUCACGCGCCACGACUUCAUCGAGACCAACGGAGACAACUGCAUGAUCACCGUCCUGCCUCUAGCACACAUGGCCUACAAGUUCCUCAGCUACACGCCGGAGGCCAUUGCCGAGGCGUACCCGUGGGAGUGCUUUGUGUUUGCUCUGGCCGUGUUCGUCACAAUGACCAAUCAGAUCCACAAGUGGUCCCACUCUUACUUCGGCCUGCCACGAUGGGUCACCCUCCUGCAGGACUGCCACCUCGUGUUGCCACGGAAACACCACCGCAUCCAUCACGUUUCCCCUCAUGAGACCUACUACUGCAUCACUACAGGCUGGUUGAACUACCCUCUGGACUGCGUAGGUUUCUGGCGUGGGAUGGAGUGGCUGAUUGAGGCCCUGACUGGACAGAAGCCUCGCAGCGAUGACAUGGCCUGGAUCAAGAAGAGUGACUCAUGAAGAAAAUGAUGAGGUUGAUGGUGGUGGUGACCAUGACAAUGUUGAUAACGAUGAUGAUGAUGAUGAUGAUGGUGGGGUUAAUGAUGUGGUUAAAAGGACUUGGCGAGGGGACUUUUAGCUGUUCUUCUGGGAGGAAGGAACUCAGUCCACUCUAUGGGCCUUACCCCUCACCUCCCGUCUCUCACGCCUCCUCUUCUUUAUCACUCCUUUUGAAUGCUCUCCCUCUCUCCCUGAUUCCUCUCCUCCCUUGCGCCACGCUGACACAGGCUGCCUCUCUUCCUCCUCUUCUUCCUGCUACUGCUGCCUUGUUAAAGUAGCUCAAAGACUCAUCAUCAGCAUCACAGCCAUUGAACGCCUUUUUUUUUAUUAUUGGCAUUAUUUUUUUUUUCUUCUUUCUUGUUUUGGUUUUUCAAAUGUUUCAUGAUCAUAGGGUGAGAUUAGUUCAGAUAGCACUGAAGAGAACUGUCUCUACCCAGACAGGGUGAGGUCAGGUAAGGUCAGGCUUAGACUACGUCUACAUUAGUCCCGUUUGUGUUACCUUAAGACUGGCUCCUGGGACUGGAGCAGGCAGGCAAGGGGGGGGGGGUUAACACUUUGCUGACCAAACAGAUUGCUUCCUCUACUUCUGUCCUUUUGUUUUCCUCUUCAGUACAACCCAGAAUUUAACGUUUUCCAGAGGAUGGGCUCUCCAGGAAACAAACCAAGUCAUGUUUAAUUUAUUUUUAUUAUUGUUUUUUUUUUUUUUUAAUGGGGAACAACAACCACAGAGUGAGAAGGGGAUGGGGGUGAAAACCAGAGAGAGAGAGAGAGAGUUAGUGUGUGUGUGUAUAUGAGAGAGAGAGAGAGAGAGAGAGAGAGAGAGAGUGUGUGUGUGUGUAUGAGAGAGAGAGUGUGUGUGUGUGUGUGCGUGUGUGAGAGAGAGAGAAAGAGAGAAGGGAGGAAGUCAUUAGAUACUGUAUAUCUACAUAAUAUAUAUACCAUAUAUAAUAUAGAUAUAAUAUCUUGACAUCAUCUUUUAUGCAGUCCCCUGCACUAGAUAACUUAAUGCUGUUAAAAGGCUUUAGUCCAACACCACCCUUCUCUCCACCCCACCUCCAGUAUGUCACGACCUUAUCAGGCAUCCUGGAUCCAUCUGUCCAUGUCCCUGAACACACACCACCACAGCGUAAGGGUUUGAUUGGCCAGCCGAGCUCUCAUUUCCUGCUCCUGCUGAGCGGCUCGUGAGCAUGUACUGCAGCGCCGGCUCCAUUGACUCAACUGAAUGUUCCCCCCCUGAAUGUCACGCAAGCAGAAAGUACAGCAUACACAAGCCUUAACUGACCAGUCUCUCUCACACGCACACGCACACGCACACGCACACACACACACACGCACACACACACACGCACACGCACACACACAUUCAUGCCCUUUUUACAGAUCAAGAAAAUUGUUGUUUAUGGACUAGUGCUGACAGAGUUGUGUGUGAGAGUGUAUGUGUGUGUGGGGAGGUUUAGAUGUUAGAUGAUGACUUUAAUGUUGGGAAUUAUUUGUUGUGAUGUUAUACAUCACAAAAGGUCAAAGGUCACCAGGAACUUUGGGAUGUUCUGUAAUUUUCUUUGUUUUCAUUUAUCUUUGCACUUUAUUGCGUUAACCAAUUAUUCAUGUAACAGAUGUCUAACAAGCCAAAAUACCCCUUCCCCAUCACACACACACACACACACACACACACACACACACACACACACACACACACACACACACACACACACACACUUUCACAAUGCAGACACCCAAAGAUCUGCACGCUAGGGUGCAAAUGCAAACACACGGAAGCAUAAUUAUACACACACAUGCACACACAGAGACACACAUCCAAUCACACUCACACAGACUCUGCCUGUAUUAGGAUGCAGCCAUACUUCAUGUCCUGUUACUGUUUGUUUUAAUGUCUCUUCCUUUAUGUCCCAACCAACAGCUGCACUGUCCCCAGUCUGAUUUCACUCUCUGGCUUUAUAAUUUUCUAUUUUUUUUAACGAAACGAUCAGCCUUGUAUUUAUUCUUACUCUCCAUCUCGCAGCUGAUGCUUGCUGCUAGUCUGCCUUAAAUCAAUGUUUGUAUUAGCAGUUUGAUUUAUUAAAUAUCUCCUAAAUGAA
Molecule: messenger RNA, 3328 nt
Organism: Alosa sapidissima (American shad)
Lineage: Eukaryota; Metazoa; Chordata; Actinopteri; Clupeiformes; Clupeidae
Gene: peds1a
Exons: 6
Coding region: 339-1193 (284 amino acids)
Molecular function (GO): oxidoreductase activity
Source: RefSeq, a predicted model, not a curated record